This is a messenger RNA of Durio zibethinus, 1849 nucleotides long. The record is from RefSeq and is a predicted model, not a curated record. Lineage: Eukaryota; Viridiplantae; Streptophyta; Magnoliopsida; Malvales; Malvaceae.
UUUUUUUGCUAUGCCCUUGUCGUGUUUAUAUUCUUACGAGUUCGCUUUCGCAUAACUUAAUAUCAAUUUCAAAGAGAAUUAAAAAAAAAAAAGCAGAUUUUGUGGUGAAAAUCAUGAAAGUCGUACGGCGAGACCUAGUUCCCAACGGCCCUGGCAGCGUCAAGAUGAUACCAGUGGAUUCAGAUGAUCUCUGGUUUGUUUACAAUUUGAUAGCUGCUGGAGAUAGCGUUAUGGCUCGAACCGUCAGGAAAGUUCUAAGGGAGACAGCCGGUGGAAGAGAUGCAGAGCGUGUUACCCUGAAGUUGGAAAUAAAAGUCGAGGCUAUAGAUUAUGACAAAGAAGGGUCUGUCUUGCGUAUAAGGGGAAAGAACAUCUUGGAGAAUGAACAUGUUAAGUUUGUGGCUUUUAAAGGCAUUAUUGUCUUGUUGCAGAUAGGAGCAUUCCAUACUCUAGAACUUGAGCUUCAUCGACCUUUUGUAUUGAGAAAGGAAAUAUGGGACUCAUUGGCAUUAGAUGUACUCCAACAGGCCUCUGAUCCUGGUGCAAGUGCCGAUCUAGCUGUGGUAUUAAUGCAAGAAGGGCUAGCAAAUAUUUUGCUUGUUGGUAAAAGUGUGACAAGUACUCGUUCACGUAUUGAAACUUCAAUUCCUCGCAAGCAUGGACCUGCCAUUGCCGGUUAUGAGUCAGCUUUGAAGAAGUUCUUUGAGAAUGUUCUACAGGCUUUCCUCAAACAUAUUGAUUUCAAUGUUGUUCGCUGUGCUGUUAUUGCAAGUCCUGGUUUCACUAAGGACCAAUUUCAUCGUCAUCUUUUGUUGGAGGCAGAAAGAAGACAACUAAGACCAAUUAUUGAGAAUAAGUCGCGAAUAAUUCUUGUUCACACAAGCUCUGGAUAUAAGCAUAGUUUGAGAGAAGUUUUGGAUGCCCCAAAUGUCAUGAACAUGAUAAAGGACACCAAAGCAGCCCAAGAGGUCCGAGCUCUCAAGGAUUUCUUCAGCAUGCUUUCAAAUGAUCCGGCUCGUGCAUGCUAUGGACCCAAACAUGUGGAGAUUGCCCAUGAACGAAUGGCUGUUCAAACACUUCUUGUUACAGACGAUCUCUUCAGGAAUUCUGAUGUAGUUACAAGGCAAAAGUAUGUCAAUUUGGUCAACUCAGUAAAGGAUUCAGGGGGCACUGCUCACAUUUUUUCGUCUAUGCACGUGUCAGGAGAACAAUUGGCACAGCUGACUGGUAUUGCAGCAAUCCUUCGUUUCCCUCUUCCAGAUCUGGAAGACAUCGAAAUGUUUCGAACGCGGAAAAGCCAAUGAAGUACCAUGCAAUCCACCACCUUUCUCAACACGAUCUUCCAACCUCAACCUCUCCAAGAUCACCUUGCUUCACUUUUCCUGGCUUUAUUUGAGAUUCCCUUACCAUGGUCUGCAAUCUCAUCAGUCAUCAGUGGCUGUCAGUGUCACUAUAGCGUUAGCAAUGUUAUCUUCAUCCGUAUAAACAAUUUUGUCAUUGAACUCCAAAAAAAGCUCCGGAACUGAAGUUGGAGAUUUUGCAGCCUCAUUAUGAAAGGCACCCUGGUAAAUAUGCUCUGCCACAUUGGAAGGUUAAUGUCAGCAAGAGAUUCAAGAACACUUGACUUGCCAGAAUGGAUCCCCAACGACAAUAAUGGUGGCAGGCUGAAUCCGUUCUUUCAUAACCAUGAGAUUCGUGAGCCUGUCCACAACAUCUAGGUGGCGACAAAUCCGAUCAUUGUAAGAUGAUACAACAGGUGCACUUGUUUCCACUUGUUGUGAAAGAAGUAGCAGUGCAAGUCAGACUACGUGGCUAAUUAAGAGCCAGCUUUCAAUUAAGUUUUUAAUCG